AUGAUACCAAGACGUAAUGAUUUGGGCUCAACGGAAUCUGUUAACACAUCACCAUCAAACAGUCCUAGAAUUUCCCUCCAAAAACCUAUUUCGGAACCCGUAACUUCAAUUUCUACCGAAAAUACUGAAAAGUCAACAACUAUCGAUAAACCACUACCUCCAGAUCCACCGAUAAAAACAGCCCAAGAAGAAGAGGAAGAACUUCCUAUUCCUCCCGAAUUUAUAGACCAUUAUGCAGACGUCAAAGUAAAAUGGAAUAAAAUGGAUGAUGAACCCCUUAUAUAUAGAGAUAAAUUUAUAGCCAUUACCAAGACUUAUUUAUAUAUUUUUAAUUAUUAUAUUCCUGACGGAAGAGAAAAAGCUAUUCCUAUGACUAGUAUUAAUAAUGUUCAAACUGAUGAAGAAGCAAAGAUAUCUGAUUUAGCUCAUCAAAAAUGGGGAGCUGGUUCAAUAGAUCUUUGGUGGGCAAAAGAUUUCGGAAGAUGGAAAGGUCAUGAUUUAUGCAUUAUUGUUACUGUUGACCAUGGGUUGGUUAAGAGAAAAGGUUUUACUUUAGAAAACAAUGAAGGCUUAUAUGUUUUGAAAAAAGCUUGGAAAACUGCAAAGGACAAAAUGUUGCAAAAAUUUUUUCGCACAAAACCUACUAAUAAAGAUGUAGAAGAUUCGAAUACUCGAGCAUUAUUAGAGGCUGACUCCUGGUCACCGCCGGCCUUCAGUUCCAACCAAAUUCGCGUUAUUUUAUGUCAGGAUACGGGCGACAAAGCUAAAUUAACAUUAUAUGAUUCGGCAGUUCCAGUAACCUCAAAUUCUUCAGAGGAUCGUAGACCAACAUCCGAACUUUCUUCUUCUUGGAGUGGAGUUGGCUUUUUUCUUCCAAAGUCUAGCAGUGCAAUUAAUAUUAAAUCUAAUAAUCCGGUUAUUACAACAGGUCAUCCUCCUUCUCAUCACCGUAAUCAUCAUCACCACAAUAAAUUAGAUGGCGACAAUAUAAGAAAAAGUUUUGAUUCUAUUAAUAAAUCUAGUAUAAAGACUUUACCUCCUUCCAUUAAUCGUAACGGUCAUGCGUUCACCUCACAGAGAAAGACGGCUCAUAAUAUAGAUUUAAUUGGCGAGAUGAUGUUUGGGGCUGUUCCUUUAUCUUACAAAGGGAUGACAACCAAGAUUCAUUAUAUUAAAUCCCCAAAACCUCAAAUUUUGUUAACAAAAUUGUUCUCGAUAAGUCCUGCCGAUUUUGAAUCCAUUUCUCCCGGAAGACGUAGUUCUUUUUCUUCUAUGAGUAGUGAUACUUCUGUAUCUUCCUCUACACAAGGUAGUUUAGCUAUCAAUAAUGAAUUGCGUAAUGUUACAAGACAAAAAUUUGGAUCAAAUCCAAUACAUUUUGACGAUUAUUCGGAAUCGAGCGAUGACGAUUCUUUUCGUUUUAUUCCCAAUUAUUCUACUUCUCCCUCAUUUUUUCAUCCUGGACCUCCAAUCCUUGGUUUGAGAACGAAUGAUGUUUCGGUAUAUUCAACUUCUUCUCUUUCAACUUCACCGCGUAAUAAUUUCACUAAUAGAAGGAUGCGAAGAUACAGCCAGACUAGCAUGGAAAAUGGUAUAUUUAACCCAACCCCUUUACCGGGAAGUAUUGCGCGACUUGAAUCAUUAACUAAUCGGCUGGAUCCUCUGAACAAUAAUAAUUUAAGUUUGAAGCAUCCUUCGCGUUCUAUGAUGUAUGCUAUUGGAGUCGUCAUAACAUUAGAAAAUAAUACAACUUUGGAAGAAUUUAUAUUCUCGCAUUUCGCGUUGCUAGAAAACAGGCUACAUCAGCUUCAUUCUACAGCUUUUAGAUUACUUUGUCAUUUCCUAAAAAAAUCUUCACCAUCAUCAUCAAUCAACGGACCUAAUUCAAUAUUUAAUCCGACGAAUAGGAGAUUUUCCGUGGCAUCUCUUUCCCCAUUAAUGCUCCAAAACGAGCAAAUCUGGUUAGAUGCGGUUUUUCGAUUUAAGACAUCGUUUUACCAAUUGUAUAAUACGCCGCGAAUCCAGGAGCCAUUGUGGUUAAACAUGUCGACAUUUCCGCAACAAAGGAGUAAACUCGCUAAAAGCCUGUUGAAUGAACUAACUUUUUUAUUGGAAAAUUUUGAUAAAGAAUCUAAUUUGUAUCCUUUAUUGAAAAAUAAGUUGACCACCGUUUUAAUGUAUCAUCUGGCAUGGGUUCCGACAGUAGCACCAAUUGCAGAUUUUGAAGAACGGAAUGGGAAGAAUCUAUUUUAUGAUCCGUUAUGGGCACAAUUAGGGGACUUGUAUGGUAGCAUAGGUUCACCUUCGAUAAUGAGCCGGACCAUUAUUGUUGGUACAGAUGUAAACAUAGUCCGUCGUAUAUUAUUUGUUUUGAGUUAUUUUAUUCGAUGUAAUGAAGUAUAUGAAAGAAUGGAACAUAUGGUUCCAACAGAAAGUCAAUCAGAAGAACAGGUGGAUCCUGAAAAUAAUCUACGAUAUAAUAUUAGUUCAAAAGAUUUCUCUUCUGAAGACAUUUCCAAUUCCAAUUCAUUGGACAUGAAUAAUUCUUAUCAUGCUACUGAUAAUCGACGGAAAAGUGUUAAUUUGGAUUUAUCAUUCGAUAAUUUCACCGAUAACUUAUUAGAAGUUCCAAUGCCAAGAUCACAAACCCCAACUAUAAUACCUGACGUAUCAUCCAACGAAACGCGUAAUGAAAAUGAUGAAACUUCUAGUGAAAAACUUCCGUAUCGAGCAGAUGAAUUAUUUGUAAAAUCAUACGGUAGAUCACUUAUGGUCGGUUGCUGUGAUACUUACAUGUCCGAUUUUGUAUUGAUGGGCCUACCUAAACUUGGUGAAUUUCAAGAAUCAUUAGAAAGUGACUUGAGGAAUUCUCUGCUGGUAAAAAUUUUCUUCUAUUUGAACAUUAUAUUAAAAUUAAUCGGAAUGUUUCGUCAAAAUGAUGCAGCCGCUUUCUUCUCAAGACCCAGUUUCAAAAUCCGUUUGCAUUUUGGGACAGUUGAAUACAUUGCAAGCUGUGAUGCAUACGGAAGUCGACAUGUGAUUGGAAAUUCGACAGUUACGGUUGAUGGAGAUCACAUAAGAAAUGGCGGUGGCUAUUUCCUUCCGCUUCAUACCUCAAAUUACAUAUACGCUAUGUUACAUCAAUGUAAAGACUUGUAUACAACCAUGGGAAUGCCUGCAGAAUCCUGUCUAGAGUAUAUAGAAGAUCAUCUGAGAUUAUUAUAUUAUAAGGCUGUGAUGUACAAGAAAUUGUAUUCAUCCUCACUCCCUACAUCCACCACUUCAGGAACUUCACCUUCGAUAGCAUCCCCAUCAAUUUAUAUGCCACCUUCAUCGGUUGACCAUGUUCCGUUGGAUAUAUUGGAUGUUAUAGGUUUACAAAAAUCGGAUAUUCCUUUAGUAAAAGCCAUAAAUUCAACUUUCUAA
Molecule: messenger RNA, 3426 nt
Organism: Funneliformis geosporum
Lineage: Eukaryota; Fungi; Glomeromycota; Glomeromycetes; Glomerales; Glomeraceae
Source: the annotation of a GenBank genome assembly